UACACUGAUAUAGAAACUGUAUCAGAACCAGGAAGAGAGUGAAACACAAACCUAUCUGAGCAGAGGGCCGGUUAACCAAACAGAGGUAGAAGCAUAGGAAGGAUCGUACGCCUGAUAAGAGAGAAAUCAUGGGGAAAGCAAAAAAAGGUGAAAGUUCUGCUUAAGGGCGGUUACCUGUGAGGUCCUAAGGAAGCUUCAGUGGGUUAGGAAACAGUCCUGCUAAAAAGACUUCAGUUUGCAAAAGAGGAAUGCCGGAUGCAGACUACAGGAAUGAAGGUUGGUCUACUCGUCUCAGAUGAGGACGAGCGUUCAUAUUCAUGAGAUGGAUCCAGUCUCUACAAGGAAGAGUUGAUAGCUGGCAUGGAUUGCAGAAAGCCUAAGAACCGUUUCGCUUCACUGGGAGUCAAGGAGCUGCCGUUCUGUUGAUGUAAAUACACCCGAUAUCGGAGGCCAUGGCUCAGUCUGCGGGAGAGGAGCCAGGCUCCAAAGUCAGAGAACUCUGCGGCGAAUGCGGCCAGUUCCACUCAUUGCCAGAUAAUCAUCUUUAUAACUUCCAGGAUGAAGUGGACGAUGAUCUGACCUGCCACAUUUGCCUUCAGCCUUUGCUCCAGCCGAUGGACACCCCUUGUGGACAUACGUACUGUUUCAAGUGCCUUGAAAAUUUCAUGAGGGAGUACAGCUUCUGCCCCAUGGACCGGAAAAAACUGUCUUUCCAGCAUUGCCGGAAAUCCAGCCUUUUAGUGAGGAACCUCCUGGAUAAGCUGAUUGUUCUUUGCCCCUUUCAAGAUGACUGUAAGGAGACGAUGCAGCGGUGCGAGCUGGAGGCUCAUUUGCAAAACAGGUGUCCCGGCUUCAAAAAGUACAAAGCUCAGAUAGAGCGGAAAAAGAAUCCUUGCCCCAGUUCGAAGCCCGAUUCUCUUUCAAGACCGGAAGCAAACUCGGUGAAAGAACCGGGAGGGUGCAGCAGCGUGCCGCCCGUGGUGUCUGGCAGCUCCGUUGCUGCCGUUGUCUCGCUGGAGACCCCGGAACCUGGGAUGGUUAAUCCAGCCUUUGAUGGGAGUGAAGAAGAUUUACCCCAAAGGGCUAGCCUUGUAGCAGAGACGAAUGCCAUUGAAAUUCACCGAGAAGACCCCGAGGAGGAACUUGGAAUGCGAAUAGUUGGGGGGAAAGACACACCGCUUGGCAACGUCGUUGUCCAGGAAGUUCUUCCCGAUUCAGUGGUUGCUGUGGAUGGAAGAAUUGCACCGGGAGACCAUAUCCUGGAGGUAAACGGACUCAACGUAAGCAGUGUGACGCACUGCCAAGCUCUUUCCUUACUGCGCCAGCCCUGCGCUGUCCUCCACCUCAUUGUGCUCCAAGAGAAGGGAUUUGUCACCAAGACGGGGCAACCGGAUUCCAGUCCUACAAUAAACCAGCGAGUGAUCCAUGUUACUCUUGUAAAGAGAGACCGGUCUGAACCUCUCGGCAUCAAACUGAUCAGGAAGACAGACGAGCCAGGGAUUUUUGUUUUGGAUUUGUUAGAUGGAGGCUUGGCAGCCAAAAACGGGAAGCUCUGUCAGAAUGAUAAAGUCCUUUCUAUAAAUGGCCAGGAUCUACGCCAGGGAACACCUGAAGCAGCAGCACACAUAAUUCAGACCAGCGAAGCCAGAGUCAACUUUGUGGUUCUCCGCCAGUCUGGUGGGCAGCUCACGGAUGCUGUUGAAGACGGUGGCGCCUUAAGCACGAGCAACAGCAACAGCAGUAGUAGCAGCAGCAGCAGCGGAGGGGGAAGCCCCGUGCACCGUCGCAGGAGACCGGAGCAGAUUCACUAUCGGCGAAAAUCCAGCUAUCAGAAGGCACUCCCUCAAGGAUACCUCAGCCAGGAGAAGAUCGUCACCAUUAAAAAAGAGCCAAAAGAGUCCCUGGGAAUAACGAUAGGAGGUGGAAGGGAUGUUAAAAAUAAACUCCCUCUUUAUGUCACCAGUGUACAGCCUAUCGGAUGCCUUUACAGGGAUGGUCGGAUUAAGAAAGGAGACAUACUUUUGAGUAUAAAUAAUGUCAAUUUGACUUUUCUGAGCUACGAUGAAGCCGUCUCGGCCCUGAAGUCAAACGCGGCCUUGCAUACGGUUGUGCUGAAAGCCUUGGAAAUCGUGGUCCCCGAGAAGGCAACAGAAUUUCUGGAGGCCCCCGACAGCAGGGAAAAUCGGUUCAGCUGGGCCCCCCUUUGGAUCACGUGGCUUGGGCUGCCUAGCCACCUCCACUGCUGCCAAGAUAUUAUCCUGCAUAAAAGCAACUCCGAGAGCUGGGGAUUCAGCAUCGUUGGGGGAUUUGAAGAAAGCAAAGGGAGCCAGCCGUUCUUCAUUAAGACCAUCGUACCUGGAACACCCGCCUUCCGGGACAGAAGGCUGAAGUGCGGGGAUGAAAUUGUGGCCGUCAACGGCAUGUCUGCGGUAGGAAUGAGCAACGGGGAGCUGAUUCCCAUGCUGAAGGAACAACGGAAUAAAGUCACCCUUACUGUGGUCUCCUGGCCUGGUAGCCUCGUGUAAGAUAACAAACUCUUGACGCAAAGUUCCAUUUGGGAAUUACUUUAGUACCAAGUGACAAAGCUUUGACGCGAUGAACUGACCAAGGAUUUAGUCCUUCAGACUAAGCCAAACAUUCUCAAGGCCUUCACCGGGAUUCUUCAGCCAAAGGCAAAUUCUGCUUUCUGAUGGAGCUUGAUUUUUUCGUCCCAGCCCUUUGGCAGGUGGAACCCAUCCUCAGUGAGCUACUUGAGUUCUGCCAUUUUGAUUCUUCUUUUCUCCCUCAUGCCCUUCUGUAGGUGAGCUGUGAACCACGGCCUGUGCCUGCCGAAUUCCUCUUUCAAUCCUGCUCAGAUACAAGCGGCACACGGUUACAGGCAACGUUUGUGGGGCUAGGCACCUUGCGAUUCUCAGUGAUGUUGGUGAAUAUUUAACUUGGGUGUUGCCUUGAAAGGUAUUGACUGACCAACGCAGCCAGUAGCCUUUACAUUCCGUCUCGCAGCAGCUUCUAGUCCUUCUCUUGGGAGGUGGAACAGGAAUGCAAUCUGCAAGCGUGCCCUACCCUGUUCUUCAGUGUGCAAGGUAAAGCUUGUCCUCUGCUGUCUGUUUCUUUUAAGACUGGGCCAUUUUUUUUGCUCUUGUGAAUGAGCUUCAAGAGUGGCAGGUAGUGUUCCUACAAUGGAGGCUCUGAGGAGCCGUCCGGCGAGACUUUGAGUAAACAAGUCUUAGGACCAAAGGAGAUGUAACAGAGACAAAAUGGCGCACAGGUCCAGGCUGUUGACUCCUUGUCAAACCAAGCGGGAUGUUGGUUUGACGGGUCAAGAACGGUGAGCGGACCCUUCCUUUUGUUCACCGUAGUUUUCCUGUCAGGUGACCAGUAUCCUCUGGAGGGAAAGAGCUUUUCGAAAAGUGCUUAAUUUGAAAUCAUAUCCCAGUGGCGUUGGGAAACCCAGAUGGGGGUCUUCCUGCUGUUUUGCAUAAUUAAGCUGUUACUGAAACGGGUGGGGAAGAGGGAGACCAAGCAGCUGUUCAGGGCAACCAUUUCACCUCGUUUUGAAGAAACCAAAUCAAGGAAUUUACCCACUCCUCCGUUAUCCUUUCUCCUUGCCCCACUCUGCAGCCUGCCCCCUUUAAUCCGUCAUGCAACAGCAAAUCAUCCUCAGUGUAUGUGUGAACUUUGUGUUGAGAGGACUGUAGGUUGGAAGUGCCUUUUGACUUUAGUAAAGUCAAAUUCUCUUGCAAACGAUCAUAACUCCAGGCUGGGUUUCAAAGGCAAUGAAUUGGCUCGAUUGUGUUGAGUCGUAACCCUACUGUACUAGUUCAGGCGCCUUUUAUGGUUUCACAGUUUACUGGCUGAUUCCUGUACCUUGCCCUAAGCUUGCUUCUGAAUGCUUGUGGACACAAAGAUGAUCGGUCAGUUUUAGCUGAGAGAGCUUCUCUUUCCCUUUUUUCUGCUUUCAGGUACUUGGGCAUCUUUUCUUCAGUUUGAAAGCCACAGCCCUCUAGAAAAAAGAAAAACAACCCACCAAACCUUUGUUUGCAGUCUGUGGCGUGACUGUUGCCUUAGCCUUUCUGCAGGCUGGCGUGUUCAGCAAAGAUUACCCCCAUCGGGGCUUUCUGAAUGUCAUUGCCAAGCAUCCUUAGAUGCAUGAACUGUUUGUUUUUCCCAGCCUUGUUAUAGCCAUGAGUUUUGAAAUCAGAGUAGCUCUUUGCAAAAUGCCAGCCGUGGUCAAUCUUCCCACAGUGCAGGCUCUCCAAUUAAAAUGGGGGGGGGAGGGAAGACACCGGAAGAACUGGAGAGGUCAUUAAUAACUUUAAAUCAAAGGUGGCAACUCCGUUGUUUAAUUUUUGUCUGGCUAGCGGUUGCUGGUGCCACAACGGUGAUAAUUUUGAACCCAUGGGUCAUUUGUGAUGGUUAUAUAUGAGGGGGAUGUCCUGUAGCUGGUGCGUGGAAAUGAAUCCCAGACACCGCAUACAUAUUGAGGAGAGAUGGUCAUGCGUGAAGGUGGUUUUGAAGGCCAUCCACCUUUUCCUGUGCCUGGUGUCCAGCUAAGGAUGACUCAGACUGGUUCCAGGCCACAGCCCUUGUGGCUUCUGUAAUGUUUGUCCCUUGCAAUGAUUUUAAAGAGGGACACAAAGAGCUUUUACCAGUGAAGGGGGUGAAAAUGGCUGCUUGAACCGGUGUUGUCUUAUUUCAAGGUGCCUUUGACAAUCACCGGGAAGUCUUGCUCUUGCCUGCUGCAUUGCACCAGAGAAUGUCUGGAAACGUCUUAGUAGAUUUGUCAUUGUUUUAAUGCAAUUUA
Molecule: messenger RNA, 4804 nt
Organism: Pogona vitticeps (central bearded dragon)
Lineage: Eukaryota; Metazoa; Chordata; Lepidosauria; Squamata; Agamidae
Product: ligand of Numb protein X 2
Molecular function (GO): metal ion binding; protein binding; ubiquitin-protein transferase activity
Source: RefSeq, a predicted model, not a curated record